This is a messenger RNA of Syngnathoides biaculeatus (alligator pipefish), 8801 nucleotides long. RefSeq names its product zinc finger protein ZXDC. Gene Ontology annotation, molecular function: transcription coregulator activity. Bases 341 to 4096 code for a protein of 1251 amino acids. The record is from RefSeq and is a predicted model, not a curated record. Gene Ontology annotation, cellular component: nucleus. Lineage: Eukaryota; Metazoa; Chordata; Actinopteri; Syngnathiformes; Syngnathidae. The transcript is spliced from 11 exons. Gene Ontology annotation, biological process: regulation of transcription by RNA polymerase II.
CUAUGGGCAAUUUAGUGUCCAGUUAAUGUUGUAUGGUUUUGGGAUGUGGGAAGAAACCGGAGUGACCGGAGAAAACCCACGCAGGCACAGGGAGAAAAUGCAAAUUCCAUAACUUGCAAACUCCAUACAGGCGGGGCUGGGAUUUAAACUGGGUCCUCAGAAUUGUGAGGCCAACGCUUUACAGCUGUCUCACAUAACAUGCCGCCUCUGUCUUUACCAUGAUUGAUAAAAUCAUUCGAAAAUUACCAUUAUAGACCUUCAUUAUAUUGAAGCAUCAAAAACAGCAUCUAGUAUUGGAAUUGGAUGUUUUAACGCAAACAAACAUCAAUGACCGUGACAAAUGCAAUCGUCACCUCCAUCUUCCUUGGGCGGGUCUAUUCUGUGUAAGUGCUACAGGGAUACCAAGAUGGAAAUCCAGGGGCUUUCACAUGCCGAAAACGUUCACUCGCAACAUGGCGCCACACGCACAGACACGUCGUCUGGCUUGGGACCAGUUAGUGGGUCAACGUAUCAUUUUACUUCCAAAGAAACUGAGGCAGAUCUACAAUCGGAAUCGCCUCAAUUUGGAAACGAGAACAUCAGAUCGAGAACAUAUCUGCUUCACAAACUGGCUGAAUAUGGGGGCGAGGUGGAUUUGUCACCAGUCAACAAGCUGCAUCUCAUCGACAAAAACAAUAUACCGGACCAGAAUGAGACACUUGGUAACAUGAACACAGAGCAAGACAACUGCAACCACGACAUAUUAAGUACGUCGAAUAUUGUUCAUUGUGGCCGGAGAGCUGAAGUGGGGAACUUGGAUUUAAUAUUGCAAAUGGCGCCGACUCCAGCAGAAGGGGAAGAGGAACCGACGCCUCAGCAUCGGCUGACGUUACCGUUUCCACUUUUACCGCAUCGGCGUGGGAACAGGGGCUCCGAGCAGCCCUCGCUAGCCAAACACAGCACGAAUGGGGCAGAUACAAUUACUUCAAAGGAGAGCAAAGACAACACUAAAGAACUAGUUCUAGUUUUCAACGUAUUUAAGGAUGAUCAAAAUUGUGAUGCAAACAAAGAUGGACUGCGCUCAUCGUCUCAAAUGAAAUCGUGGAACAAAAUGAAAACAGCAGGACCUGUGUUCUCUCCAGCGACUUCCCAUGAGCCCAUGGAGGUUGGAAACGCGAGUAAUUGUCACCUUAGCUCUUUCAAAGAGCACCCAAAUCGGCUAGAUUCACAUGAUUGGAAAAAUACGGACGUGGAUAAUUAUGUGAAUGUUUCUUCAAACAAGGUCUGUACUCAACAAUCCCACUAUUACCGUACUGUCGAGGAUGUUGUUUUGACCAACAAAUAUGGCGAGAAGAUAUGUGGCCAGAUAUGUAAUGAAAACAGUGAAGGAAAGGCGUCGGGGGAGCUUCCCUUCCAGGGACGUAAUGAUGAGUUGAUUUCAAUGAAUUCGGACAUUGUGGAAACUAUGGAGGCCUCGCAGUUGAUUUUGGAAUCUGCGAGACUUGAUGACGCUGCAAACUCAAGUAGUCUUGUCUCAGGUAUGGAUGCCAAUGAAACCUUUUCUGGAACCAUUAUGAUAAACAAUCAAACCAUAAUUGUAACCAUAGAGAAUGGAACAUUGACACUGGCUGCCCCAUCUGACGGAUAUGUUCACAAAGAGGACGAUUUGGUCAGUUUAAAGGAACAUUUAGGAGUGAAAGAGGAUAGAGAGAUUGUCCUUCUCAACUAUGAUAGUAGCACUAAAGCAAUAGGAAAGAUCAGCGCAUUAGCAUGUUCCAGUAACCAGGAAGAAGUCAGGCCAGGGGUGCCUGUACGUGACUCUGAGCAGUCUCUAAUGGACAACAUGUCUUUGCCCACCUUGAGCACUUCUCUUCACUGCUUUCCCAUUAUCAAGAAGGAGGCAGGUGUCCUGCAUGAAAUAACCGAGGUGGAUAUGGUUACAUCACCUAAACCUACCAUAACAAACAAACACUUUAAAUGUGGAGCCCUCUCUUGGACCAACAAUGGGAUAGCAGUUUCUUUUGCCUGCCCAAAAAUGGGCUGCUCCUGUGCUUUUGAUACAAGGCAAAAACUGAGGGUUCAUCUCCUGAACCAUGCAGAAGACCCACGCCCCUACCAAUGUACAUUAGAAGGCUGUGGCUGGGCGUUUGCCACAUCCUAUAAACUAAAGCGGCAUCUUCAGUCCCACAACAAGCAACGACCACAUACUUGUCAUUUUGAAGGCUGUGGCCGAUGUUUCACCACAGUGUACAAUCUAAAGGCUCAUACCAAAGUCCAUGAGCAAGAUGAUACCUUCAUUUGUGAGAUCUGUAAUGAAAGGUUCCGCAGUGCAGCACGACUUGGCAAUCACCAAAGAGUCCACUUUGAGCCACAGAGGCCCCACAAGUGCGAGUUCCCAGGUUGUGAGAAAACCUUCAUCACCUUCAGCGCCCUCUACUCCCAUAAUCGCACUCACUUCAGAGAAACAGGCCAUUUCACCUGCACCUAUCCAGGAUGUGCCAAGAUGUAUGACAAGGCUUGUCGACUCAAGAUCCAUUUGCGAAGUCACACCGGUGAGAGGCCAUUUGUUUGCGACUCAGAAGGGUGUGGCUGGUCCUUUACAAGCAUGUCAAAAUUGCUCCGUCACAAACGAAAACAUGAUGAUGAUCGUCGCUUUGUCUGCACUGAGGAAGGUUGUGGGAAAUCCUUUACCCGAGCAGAGCACCUCAAAGGUCACAGUAUCACUCAUCUUGGCACCAAGCCCUUUCAUUGCCAUGCUGAAGGUUGUAAUGCUAAAUUUUCAGCUCGCAGCAGCCUCUACAUCCACACCAAGAAACAUAAGCAGGACGCAAGCACACUUCGUACUCGAUGUCCUGUGGCCACCUGCUCCAAGCACUUCUCCUCCCGCAGCACUCUUAAGAGUCACAUGCUUAAACAACACCAUCUUAGCCCUGAUGUUAUGAAGCAGAUGGAGACCACACCCACACUGACCCCUAGCAGUGAGCUAAUUAGCCCCACUCAAGUAACAAUUUCCGGGCCAACUAUUCCUGGGAGUGACCAGCUGAUGAACUUGGACCUCAGCUCACUUUUCUCUCUGUCUGGAACCACAACAUCACCGGCUGGUGCUGGUGUUGGGAUUCCUUUUGGUGGGAACAACUUAAACUCCAGUGGAAAUUUCACUAUGGACCUCUCCAUGGUCAGCUCAGGCAUCCUUACUGUUGACCCGUCUACAGUUGGCACACCACUUUGCACUUCUAACAGCACCACAUUUGCAAGGCCCGUGGACUCUCUCAUACUGGCACAGAGUAUUGAAAUGGGUCCCCAUAACAGUUUGGGUGGCACAGUGGGGGAUGUUUUACCCCCUCAGGGCACCCUCAAUCUUGAUGAUGUGCAGAGUGUCACACCAGAGGCUUUGGGCACACUUACAUCUCUCUCCAUGCAGGGUACCUGUGCACUUCCAGACCCCACACUUCAGCACCCUCUCAGGUCUUCCAGUGCUCUUGGCGUAGAACCCACAGCCUCCUUGGCAGUUGCCCCAGUUUCACAACUGGUGCGCUCACCUGCGAAGAUGGUGGAGAAUGGUGGCUCUGCAAGGACAGACUACAGAGCAAUUCAGGUGGCCAAGAGGAAGAAGCAGAUUUGCCCUUCAGUCUCUGGGUCUUCUGGAUCGACUCAGAGAAAACCAAAAGGAGACAAAUCCGCUCAAUCUAGUGCUCACUAUGAUGACAGAGAUGCAGCUCCUUAUGGGGGUCUAAACUCUGUCACUGGGGCUCAGUUUGUUCAAAUUCAGCUACUACAGUCAAAGAGAGAUGAAGAAUGUUAUGCAGCCUUUCAGAAAGAGGUGAGACAGGCUCUCAAUGGACAGGAGGAGCUCCCGGAAGACUGGACUACUCCAGCCAAGGAUGACCCAACAAGUGAGGGUGAUAUAGCCUUUCAGCUCAGCUCCCAGCCCUCAGCCUCUCAUUCUCAGCUCACCGGUGACCUUCCUGUCAACAUUUUACAGAUCCUCUUUGAUGCAAAACAGAAAACAAACUUUCACAUUUUCUCACAGGAAACCAUGGUAAUCACAGAGGAAAACUGUGGCUCUGACAACUCUCAAUUCACAGGAAGCACAAUCAACCUCCAAGACCUAGAGUGACCGAUCACAGGUUACUCCUUCCAUGCCACUGGAUAAUAUUUACAUCAAAAAAAUGCAGCCAAGUUUGACCAAUCUUUUCUAUGCAGUUAGUGUGACUUUAGUGUUGACUUAAAAAAAUAUAAUCCAUCCAUCCAUUUUGUACUGUAGUAGGAGAAUUUGAACUUAAUCCCAAUUUACUUUGUCGAACAGGAAGGAUUUGGUCAAACCCAUUGAUAAUGUACCUGAAGAAAAAAAUGAAAUAUGGUCCUAUUGUUUCUAUUAAGACAGGUAUCCUGCAAUUUUAGAAACUGAAUGUAAUUCAAGACAGAACACAAAUGUAAUUUCAGCAUACCAGUAUAUUAGAUGCCCUGGUAUAAUUCCUUCUCGUCAACAGAGACUAACAUCAUGAUGAGGGUGAAAAGUUGUAAUUAAAAAUGAGCUUUCAUAACUUGAGUAAUUGACUCAUAUUUUUGUUCACCCUAAGUCCAUUCAAACAGUUUUACAUGUCAACUGACUUCAGAAAUCCAGUUUCCAAAUUUUCCACGAUUUCCAUUUCUAAUAAUUGUUUGUGAACUUUUGUAAAGCCACAGGAAGUUUAAGCUUUAAAAUGAAUUGUGUAAUGAUGAGGAUGUAGAUUCAUGAAUAGAAUUUUAUUAAGGUGUCUUGAGUGAUUAUUACAAACUCAAUUCCAAUGAAGUUGGGAUCUUGGAUGAAACAUAAAAACAGAAUAUAAUGAUAUGCAAAUCAUGUUCAACUUUUAUUAAACUGAAUACACUUUAAAGACAAGAUAUUUAACAUUCAAACUGAUGAACUUUGUUUUUAGUAAAUCAUGAACUGAGAAUCUUAUUGCUGCAGCACAUUCCAAAAGAGCUGGGACAGGGUCAUGUUUACAACUAUGUCGCGUCGCCUUUUCUUUUAACAUUAAAUAAACAUUUGGGAACUCAAGACACUACAUAUUGAAUCUUUGCAGGUGAGAUUCUUUCCAAUUCUUGCUUCAAGUACAGCUUCUGCUAUUCAACAGUCCAGAGUCUCCGUUGUUGUAAUUUAUGCUUCGUAAUGCACCACACAUUUUCAAUGGGAGACUGGUCUGGACUGCAGGCAGGCCAGUAGAGUACCCGGAGUCUUUUACGACAAAGCCACGCUGUUGUAACACCUACAGAAUGUUGUUUGGCAUUCUUCUUCUUCUUCUUUUCCUUUCGGCUUGUCCUGUUAGGAAUCACCACAUCGUGUCAUCUUUUUCCAACUAAUCCUAGCUUCUGCAUCUUCCUCUAGAACACCAACGGCCCUCGUGUCUUCCCUCACAUCAUCUAUCAACCUUCUCUUUGGUCUUCCUCUCGCUCUUUUGGCUGGCAGCUCCAUCCUCAGAACCCUUCUACCAAUAUACUGACUCUCUCGCCUCUGGACAUGUCCAAACCAUCAAAGUCACUUUCUUGAACGUUGUCUCCAAAACAUUCAACUUUGGCUGUCCCUCUAAUGAGCUAAUUUCUAAUCCUAUCCGACCUGCUCACUCCAUGUUCAUUUCUGCCACUUUCAGCUCUGCUUCCUGUUGUGUCUUCAGUGCCACGGUCUCUAAUCCAUACAUUAUGACUGGCCUCACCACUGUUUUAUAAACAUUGCCCUUCAUCCUAGCAGAAACUCUUCUGUCACAGAACACACCAGACAACUUCCACCAGUUGUUCCAACCUGCUUGGACCCCUUUCUUCACUUCCUUUACACACUCACCAUGGCUCUGAAUUGUUGACCCCAAGUAAUUGAAGUCUCUAUCCUUACUAUGUCAUCUCCCUGGAGCCUCACUCUUCCCCCUUCACCACUCUCAUUCACACAUGUAUAUUCUGUUUUACUUCAACUAAUCUUCAUUCCUCUCCUUUCCUGUGUAAUCCUCCAUCUUUCUAAUUGUUCCUACACCUGCUCCCUACUUUCAUUACAGAUUACAAUAUCAUCUGCAAACAUCAUGGUCCAAGGGGAUUCCAGUCUAACUUCAUCUGUCAGCCUAUCCAUUACCACAGCAAACAGGAAGGGGCUCAGAGUUGAUCCCUGAUGCAGUCCCACCUCCACCUUAAAUUCUGCUGCCACAGCUUCAGAACACCUCAGCACUGUUCUGCUGCUCUCAUACAUGUCCUAUACUAUUCUGACAUAUUUCUCUGCUCCACCUGAUUUACGCAUGCAGUACCACAGUUUUUCUCUUGGCACUCUUGUCAUAGGCUUUCUCAAGAUCCAUAAAGACACAAUGUAGUUCCUUCUGACAUUUCUGUACUUUUCCACCACCAUCUGUCCCUCAAAGUUCCUUUUCUGUAUGUCAUACUUAACCAUCACUUCUUUGUCGCCCCUGUUUUCUUUAACAUGUCCAUUACAAUCUGCACAAAUCACAACUCUCUCACUGUCUGGGAUGCUCAGAACUACUUCAUCUAUUCAAUUUCUCUUUCAACUCUCGGUCACAUCCUAACAGUGGCAGACAGCCGCGAAUCACAUUAUCCAUAACACCCUCAAUUUCAAAUUUCAGCCUCAUCACUCGAUCUGAUAUUCUUUUCUUUCUUCUUUUCCAAGACAUUCUUAGCCCGCUCUUCCUUUAAAAUAAUCCCUACUCCAUUUGUCUUCCCUUCUACUCCAUUGUAAAAUAAUUUAAAUCCUGCUCCUAGACGUCUAGCCUUACUACCUUUCCACCUGGUCUCUUGGAUGCACCAUAUAUCUACCUUUCUCCUAAUCAUCAUGUCAAACAACUCCUGAGCUUUUCAUGUCAUAGUCCCAACAUUCAAAGUCUUACACUCAGCUGUAGGCUCUGUGAAUUCAUCUUCUUCUUCUGCCGAUGAAUCCCCUGUCCUCCUUUUCUCUGGCUUCAACCCACAGUACCUGAAUUUCCACCGACCCCCUGCAGGUUAACAGUGCCGGUGUGAUGGUCUGAACGAUCCCGGUGCUGAAUAAUCUCCUUAUGAUUAAUGUGCAUACAAGUGUAUUUUGUAAACUUCCGGCCAGUCUAAAACAUCCAUCCAACAUUAGGAUAUAACAUAUGUUAGCUCCCUCUAUUUAGAAGGAGAACUAUGACACUGGGGUAUUUCCCAGUAUGCGUCUUCUACGUACCCAGAAUUGCCCUGUUAGUAAUGCAUGCGGAUUAAUCACAAGGAGAUUUUACACCAUGGGGGACCGUUCAGAUCAUCACACCGAGCCGGGCGUUGUUAACCAGAGCCAUGACCGGUCCGGUAUAGUAUUCUUUAGAUCUUCUUUUUUCUUUUGGCUUGUCCCAUUAGGGGUUGCGAUAGCGUGUCAUCUUUUUCCAUCUAUGAAUGCUCAUAUUUAUUUGUCACAGUUUUACGCUGGAUGCCCUUCCUUAUGCAACCCUCUGCAUUUAUCCGGACUUGGGACCGGCCUAGAGACUGUACUGGCUUGUGCUCCUGUAGGGGUGCAUUAGAAUGUGUUUAAGCAUUAUUUUGCUGAAAUAAGCACAGGGGUCUGAAAAGUUACCCAUGCCACUGGCACGAACACAGCCCCAUCCCAUCAUAGAUGCUAGCUUUUGAACUUUGCGUCCAUAACAGUCCAGAUGGUUCUUUUCCUCUGGGCGGAGGACACAACAUCCACAAUUUCCAAAAACAAUUUGAAAUGUGGACUUGUCGACCACAGAACACUUUUCCACUUUGCAUCUGUCCAUCUUUGAUCAGCUCGGGUCCAGAGAAGCUGGCGGUGUUUCUGGGUCUUGUUGUAUGUGGACUUGUCAACUACAGUUUUUGAUGCAGUGCCGCCUGAGGGAUCGAAGGUCACGGGCAUUUAAUGUUGGUCUUCGCCCUUGCCGCUUCCAUGCAGGGAUUUCUCCAGAUUCUAUGAAUCUUUUGAUGAUAAUAUGGACCAUAGAUGAUGAAAUCCCUAAAUUCCUUGCAAUUUUAUGUUGAGGAAAUUUGUCCUUAAAGGCUUCAACUAUUUUCUCGCACACUUGUUCACAAAGCGCUGAACCUCGCCCCAUCUUUGCUUGUGAAUGACUGAGCAAUUUUGGGAAGCUCCUUUCAUACCAAAACAUGGCACCCUAACCUGUGUUUUUGUUCCAAAGAGGUGUUUGAUUACCAUUCCUCAACUUUCUCAGUCUUUUUUGCCAAGUGUCCUAUCUUUUUUUGGAAGGUGUUGCAGCUGUAAAAUUCAAAGUUAAUAAUUAUUUGCUAAAAACAAAGGUUAUCAAUUUGAAUAUUAGAUCUCUUUGUAGUGCAUUCAACAAAAUAUAUGUUGAACAUGAUUUCCAAAUCAUUGUAUUCUGUUUUUGUUUAACAUGACGUCCCAACUUAAUUGGAAUUGAGUUAGUACAGAUAUUUAUACCACCAAACUCAUGUAUGUGUGAGUGCCAUUGGGAGAGCAUAUGCAUCACCUUUACACACACGCAUAUUUAUGUACUUGUAUACGUACACACACAUUGAAGACGAAAAUCAAGCAUUUAUGUCUGUUCCAAAACAAAACACAAAACCGUUUUACUAUUAAACAAUACUUUCCAAAUGUUCCAUUUUUGGAUUUUGUUUUCAAACGGACUAAACAUUCUUUCAUUUCCAGUGAUUAUUUCAGUUUUGCUCAGUAAGUCUUGUACGAACACUUUUUUAAAAUUCUCUUUCUCUCAUGUUAUACGCACCCUCUUUUCCUUGAGUUUUUUUUUAAUUUCCUGAAAGGGAACUGUUCCUUUCUUUACACAAAAUGUGUGCUAUUUUACAGUCAACCAGAUCUUUAAAUUCCGAUGCCCGUGAUUUUAAAUAAAUAAAUA